Messenger RNA from Cyphellophora europaea CBS 101466, 3120 nucleotides. RefSeq lists its product as uncharacterized. Gene Ontology annotation, molecular function: protein binding. Lineage: Eukaryota; Fungi; Ascomycota; Eurotiomycetes; Chaetothyriales; Cyphellophoraceae. Bases 1 to 3120 code for a protein of 1039 amino acids. The transcript is spliced from 2 exons. The record is from RefSeq and is a predicted model, not a curated record.
AUGCGCCUCGUCUAUGUCAACGAGAAAGGCAAGCUCAGCUUGACCAAAGACCUGCGCGAGCCUUUUCCUCCGUACGCCAUUCUCUCCCACACCUGGGGCGCCGAUGAUGAAGAGGUUGUCUUUCAAGAUAUGCAGGAUGACAUUUGGCAGAAGAAGACAGGCCGGGUGAAACUUGACUUCUGUGCGAACCAAGCCAGGAAAGACGGGUUGAAUCAUUUCUGGAUUGAUACCUGUUGCAUCAAUAAAGCGAAUCAGAGCGAGCUCCAAGAAGCGAUCACAUCAAUGUUCCGAUGGUAUGCCACGGCGGAGAAGUGCUAUGCUUACCUGGCCGAUAUCCGCUACCACAAGCGCAGCAGUGAUGGCAGCUACGAGCCGUGGAAGUCAGCUUUUCGAGGCUCAAGAUGGUUUACGCGCGGCUGGACACUCCAGGAACUUCUUGCCCCGAAACAGGUCGAGUUCUAUUCUUGUGAAGGCGAGUAUCUUGGUAACAAGAAGUCUUUGGAGGACCAGAUUAACGAAGUCACUUGCAUACCAAUAGAUGCUCUUCGCGGCACUCCAUUAUCUGUGUUUAGCGUUGAAGAGCGGUUGGGCUGGGCUGCACGACGUUCCACGACUAAGGAAGAAGACAGAGCUUAUUGUUUAAGUGGAAUAUGUGGAGUCUACAUGUUACCGAUAUAUGGCGAGGGACAGCACGCGUUUGACCGUUUGAAAGACGCAAUCGCUGUUGCCUAUCGAAACAGUCUAUUCAGAGAACAACCCGUCGCACCGAGCGGUUCGGUGGUCGCAUCUCGCUUGAAAGCAUUCGAGCCAUCGGCAAUGCUUGAAGAUGAUCUCCAAACGCAAAGGAAGCGUCGGGAAGAGCUCCUGCAAUCGUUGGACUUCGAUGAGAACGACGCACGACGAGCGACAAUCAGCGGCGAGGAUCCAGGGACGUGUGCAUGGCUUCUACAGCAUCCCGACUAUAUACUGUGGUCUGACCCAAGCAACAUGGAUGAGCAUCAUGGCUUUCUAUGGAUCAAGGGCCACCCUGGAGCCGGCAAAUCGACAUUGAUGAAGUUUGCCUACGCUGUAGCCGAGCGCAAAAAGACUGAGAGCGACAUUGUGGUCUCGUUCUUUUUCAACGCUAGAGGCGUUGACUUGGAAAGGUCAACUCUGGGGAUGUAUCGCUCCCUACUUUUUCAGCUUCUGAGCCAGGCUACGGAUCUACAACACGUUCUCGACGCGGCCCCAAUCAAACCCUGGACACUUGCUACUCUGACUGGACUUUUUCUUUCCGCCACACGCGAGCUCGGCUCGCGCCGUCUGAGAUGCUUUGUCGAUGCACUCGAUGAAUGCGACGAAUUAGAAAUUCGUGCCAUGGUCGAUUUCUUUGAAGGACUUGGCUCUCAGGUCGUACCGUCCGACGCUUCUCUCCAUAUAUGCCUCGCCAGUCGCCACUACCCAACAAUUAAGGUUCAACACGGCCGAGAGUUGAUCUUAGAUCGCGAGCACGGACACUACGAGGACAUUGCCGAGUACAUACGGUGCCACCUCGAAGUCGGCACGGGAAAACAAUCAGAUGAUAUUAGGGAAAAAAUCCAAGCAAAGGCCAAUGGAGUAUUCUUGUGGGCGGUGGUUGUGAUUGCUAUCGUGAACGAAGAGUUCCGAUGGGGCAGCAUUUUCCGUGCUCAGACAAGACUACAAGAAAUACCUCCGCAGCUUAGUGACCUUUUUAAGAACAUACUGGGAAGAGAUAAGACCAAGAUCGCCGAUCUGCUGCUCGCUCUACAGUGGAUACUUUUCGCGGUACGACCAUUGACGAGAGAGGAAUUCUACUUUGCUAUGGCGGCAGGUCUGUCUCCUGAGCCAGCCAAAAUAGGCCCCUGGGAUCCAGAGGAGGUCACCCAAGAUGUCAUGAAUCGAUUUGUGAUCAAUUCAUCGAAAGGGCUCGCUGGAAUGACAAAGUCGAGGAAUCCUACGGUUCAGUUCAUUCACGAGUCUGUGCGCGACUACUUGCUGAAGGAGAACGGAUUGAGUGAGCUAUGGCCCGAAUUUGGCAGCAACUUGCACUCGCUGAGCCACGACCAGUUGAAGUCGUGCUGCGCAAAUUAUCUCCUUACCGACAUAUCCACGUAUGUCAUGGACGACCAGGAACUUCCGAAGGCGAGCUCUGAUGCUCGCAAACUUCUGCGAAAAACCAUCACAGACAUGUUUCCAUUCUUCAAGUAUGCAACAGAGUAUAUAUGGCGCCACGCCGAAGAAGCUGUGUCCCCAGUGACGACGCAGGGGGAGUUCCUGUCGUCGUUCCAUCUCGACAAGUGGCUCUUAGUGUCCAACAUUCUCGAGGCCUAUGAUCGUCGACACACUGCUAGUGCAAGUCUGAUGUACAUUCUUGCGGAGAACAAUUGCCCAAAGCUGAUCCAUUUGCUUCCACGGAACAGAGAAACCGCAGAUGACAAAGCCGAACGAUAUAAUUAUCCCAUAUUAGCUGCCAUGGCGAAAGGUCAUCGGGACACCGUCCGGGCACUCUUGAAACGAACGAAGGACAACCUACAUGAAAACCGGCCAGCUUUGGGAUGCGACAAUGGCAAUGUCGCCGUCAUUCGGGUGACCGACAGGGAAGGAAGCACGGCACUACACUGGGCAUCCUCUAGGGGCUGGGACAAAGAGGUACAGACGCUUUUAGACUUGGGUGCUGAUGUCAAUGCUCAAGGAGGGUAUCAUAGAAGUGCACUGCAGGCGGCAUCAGUCUGUGGCGACGAGAGAGUGGUGCAGAUCCUGCUUUCAGCAGCCUGUGGCAACGAGAAAGUGGUGCAGCACCUGCUUUCAGCAGGUGCUGAUAUCAAUGCUCAAGGAGGACUGUAUGGAGGUGCACUGCAGGCGGCCUCAUUUCAUGGUCAUGAGAAAGUGAUGCAGAUCCUGCUUUCAGCAGGUGCUGAUGUCAAUGCUCAAGGAGGACUGUAUGGAGGUGCACUGCAUGCGGCAUCAGUCUAUGGCAAUGAGAAAGUGGUGCAGAUCCUGCUUAAAGCAGGUGCUGAUGUCAAUGCUCGAGGAGGGCAUCAUGAUAGCGAUUUACGGGUGGCGGCAGCCGACGAUCACAAGAAUAUAGAGGUGUUGCUGAAUGCUGCUGGUGCAGAAUGA